Soboliphyme baturini is the source of this 1179-nucleotide messenger RNA. NCBI's taxonomy places the organism in Eukaryota, Metazoa, Nematoda, Enoplea, Dioctophymatida, Soboliphymatidae. The record is from the annotation of a GenBank genome assembly.
CAUGGUACGCCACGUAGUCCAAGGAGCCCAUACGUUCCGAAGUACAGCAGUGAUUUUGGCCGACAUCUAUUGUACAUGUAUUUAUUGCCUGAGCCAAACAUGGGCUAUUUAAAGCAGCCGGUUUCACCACAUCCCCCUCAGACGCCGCAGUUUCAUACUCCUCAAGGUAAAGAAGUGAAAAUUCGCCGUUCCAGAAUAUCGAUGUUCAAGUCAGGCAUGCAGAAGCUAGGCGAGUAUCUGGCGCAUUCCGAGACACUCGAGGAAUCAACGGUGCGGCCACGAUCUCCGGCGAUGAACAACGAGGAACCAAUCGAGCUGUCUCAUUAUCCGGGUGCGUACGUUCCAGCGCCCAACAAAAUACCUGCGAUCGAACGGGACGACUUUCCCGCCCCUCCGUUUCCGUACGCCGUCGACGAGUACAAGCGACGCCUUUCAUCUACGAGUCCAACCGCAGAAGAUGAAGAAGAGGUAGUCGACAGCUCUAAGAUGGAGAAAGGUGAGCAAGAGCUGAUGAAAUUCCAAGAUGAGUGUUCAAUUGCUAAGGUGGUUGUUCAGCAACUUGAGGAACACAUGCGAAAAAUGAAGAUACCGUCGCACUUCGAUCCUCGAUCAGCUUCGAGGACGCCGUCAGCGAAGAAGAUUCCAUACAUGAAGUGUCGUUAUGAAUCUCCAGUGAACGCAUCUCCAUCGCGGUACCUGAACAGACCUCGACCGUGGGAAUGGUGGGACAAAGGCAGAUGCGCCACGGCUACGAUUCCAUAUGCCCAAGUCCCUAAGCCGGGAUACGGAUUGACCCCGAAAGCAGCGACGUUGCCAACAACCAACUUUAGUAGUUACUACGAUUUCGUCGACUUCAAUACGACGCUGACGUCUGAAUAUUCAGAACGCUCUGGCGUUACCUCCCCGACUUUUAGCUAUUACGAACGGUACCAGCCAGCGUACGAACCAUGCGUCCUUCGCAGUUCUUUGCCAGACAUGAGCAAACCUCUUCAGACGUACACAUAUUCGCAGCUGACGAUCGACAAUAAAAAGCUACCCGAUGAUGUCGACCGAUGCCAUCUCGAACGCCAUCUCAGCCGAACCGAAUUUGAAAGUCUGUUUGGCAUGACCCCGAUCGAGUUUUAUAAACUACCAGAUUGGAAGCGAAUCAACAUAAAACGAAAGAUGAAACUAUUCUAA